AUGUCCUCUUUUAUACAUGCCUCAGUGUCUGAUCCCGGAAUCCUACCACGAAAUAUACACCCAAUGCCACCAGCAGAUGAGAAUGAAGAUCCGCUCCGACUAGCUCCACCCCAAAAUGAUUGGACUAUGAUCAAAUCGGCUAAAUCUAGUACGGCUGCAAUGGAAGUACCUACGAAAUACUGUAAGACUUGCAACAUCUGGCGACCACCCAGAGGACACCAUUGUCGCGUUUGUGACAAUUGUAUUGAGACCCAGGAUCACCAUUGCGUUUGGCUAAAUAAUUGUGUUGGGCGUCGAAACUACCGAUACUUUUUCACAUUUGUAACUUCGGGUACAAUUCUUGGAACAUUCCUCUUCAGUGCAAGUAUAGCACAAAUUAUAGUUUACGGACAUCAACAGGGCAUUUCAUUCGGUGCCUCAAUUAAUCAUUGGAGAGUUCCUUUCGCAAUGUUCAUUUAUGGUCUCCUCGCUACCCCGUAUCCAUUCGCACUGAUGAUGUAUCAUUUCUUUCUCAUGGGCCGAGGCGAGACAACACGUGAAUAUCUCAAUUCACAUAAAUUCAUCAAGAAAGAUCGCCAUCGUCCUUUCACCCAAGGAAGUGUUGUUAGCAAUUGGAUUGCUGUACUUUGCCGCCCACGACCUCCAACGUACUUAAGUUUCAAACAAAAAUACGAGGAGGGCGAUCAACGAUUUGGCGAGCGAAGGGGAAGGCGAACUUCUCUUACAAAGGGAUUUCAGCGGGGAGGAAACAAUAUGGAAAUGGAAAACGUUCAUAUCCCGGAAGGAGAAGGUUUUCAAGGUCCUACAGCUUUGAGACCGACGACUUGA
Molecule: messenger RNA, 828 nt
Organism: Sclerotinia sclerotiorum 1980 UF-70
Lineage: Eukaryota; Fungi; Ascomycota; Leotiomycetes; Helotiales; Sclerotiniaceae
Exons: 2
Coding region: 1-828 (275 amino acids)
Biological process (GO): peptidyl-L-cysteine S-palmitoylation; protein targeting to membrane
Cellular component (GO): Golgi apparatus; endoplasmic reticulum
Molecular function (GO): protein-cysteine S-palmitoyltransferase activity
Source: RefSeq, a predicted model, not a curated record